AUGCUUAUUCCACUGUCUAUCUUGCAGCAUCCUAAUGGAUAUCUGCGAGAGCUGAAUGUCACCUACGACCCCGAUCUUCCCAUUAGCCACGCCUUUGGCCGUGUCAGCGUACAGAGAGGCUGGAAGCCUGGGUCUAAGCGAUGGAGAAAAGCUUGGAAUGCCUGUAUGAAUAGCGAGUAUAAUCGGUUGAUCGGCUCGCGUGUGACCAGCCUAGCCACAUGGCAGGAGUUGUGUGCUAAGGUCGGCCUUCGGGGAUCCUUCGAAUCCAUCAACAAGUGCAAGAAGGCCCUGGCUCGUGUUCAUGUCAACAUUGUUGAUCUUCUGGAGUGUUGGAAUAGCGACUCGACCCCCACUAUCUUCAAGAGCCAGAAAGCUCUUGCUGUGUAUACCCAGGGCAGCCAGAAGUACUUCAAACGAGAUGUGGCGAAGCAGGACAAUGUCCUCAAAGUCCUCCUGCGCAAGCUCAUCUGA
Messenger RNA from Penicillium bovifimosum, 471 nucleotides. RefSeq lists its product as uncharacterized. The record is from RefSeq and is a predicted model, not a curated record. Lineage: Eukaryota; Fungi; Ascomycota; Eurotiomycetes; Eurotiales; Aspergillaceae. The transcript is spliced from 2 exons. Bases 1 to 471 code for a protein of 156 amino acids.